Ostreococcus tauri is the source of this 345-nucleotide messenger RNA. RefSeq names its product Glycerophosphoryl diester phosphodiesterase. Gene Ontology annotation, molecular function: phosphoric diester hydrolase activity. Lineage: Eukaryota; Viridiplantae; Chlorophyta; Mamiellophyceae; Mamiellales; Bathycoccaceae. The record is from RefSeq and is a predicted model, not a curated record. Gene Ontology annotation, biological process: lipid metabolic process. The transcript has a single exon. The annotation marks the transcript as partial.
UGGGGGAAGGACGACGCGACGCUUCGCGAGACGCGCGCGCUCGGCGAAAACGUGGGAUACGUCGUGGCAAAUUUUAGCGCCGAGAUGCGAUACAAGGGGUACGAUAAGAUUGGUCGUGGUCGAGUGCGAGGCGCGCGCGCGGUGGCGGUGCAAUCCGAGAUGCUCUCGUCGACGUUGGUGCGCCGAGCGCGUCGAGCGGGAUUGGCCGUGCACGUGUGGACGGUGAACGACGAGGAGCGGAUGCGACGCACCCUGAAUCACGGCGUCGACGGCAUACUUACCGAUCGACCGAUGGUUCUGCGUGAUCUCAUCGCGUCGUUACGCGCGCGUUGUACAAAUCACUAG